This is a messenger RNA of Verruconis gallopava, 1515 nucleotides long. RefSeq lists its product as uncharacterized. Bases 53 to 1432 code for a protein of 459 amino acids. The transcript has 3 exons. The record is from RefSeq and is a predicted model, not a curated record. Gene Ontology annotation, biological process: regulation of DNA-templated transcription. Gene Ontology annotation, molecular function: DNA-binding transcription factor activity. NCBI's taxonomy places the organism in Eukaryota, Fungi, Ascomycota, Dothideomycetes, Venturiales, Sympoventuriaceae.
ACUGAUUUGAGGUUCUGGGAGGUUAAAGGACUCAUGAGGAUAAAUUUGCAGGAUGGCGUCUAACGAUGAAGCCAACGCACCGAGGAGAUACAAGCCAAAGCGCAAAAUCUCUGAGCUAGACGAGAGCGCUGCUAAACGGAGAAGAAUUCAAACUUGUCGGGCCCAACGAGCGUUUCGACAGCGCAACAAAGACGCCAUAGCCUCGUUGACCUCCGAAGUCAACGAGCUCCAACAAAGUAUUGAGACCUUGAACACAUGUUUUUUAACGUUUACGGACGACUUGGUUGCAUCUGGACUGCUUAAAUGCGACGAGAACUUGGCAAAAUCGCUCCAAAGAACGAUUGAGCGGUUCGUCUCUGUUGCUCGAGAGUCUCAUAAUCGUAGCGAAAACAGUGCUUGCACCAAGGAUGAAAACACAAUGACAUCGGAGACAAGGUCUCCACUUGCUGGGAAAUGCGACGGUAAAAUCACAUUUGAGACCCAAAAAGGGUCGACGACGACCACGUUUAGCUCCGUAGGGAUUUUCAACCAGACACACGAUGCAGUCUCUUUAUCUAGUAAGCUUUAUAAAGCUACAGCUGUCGAAGACGGCAAAAUCGUGACUCCAACCGCGCAAAAUGUAAUCAACUCGACUGCAAAUAAACCUUUUACAAGUUUUCAGAACGGACCGGACGAACGCAUGCCGUUAUUCCAGGAUUCGUUCAGCUACUUGACGCGAACUCCAGCCAGCAUCGGGGUGUUGAAGCUGAAUUUCGCACAAAGAUUACAGAUGGAGACACUCAGCGCCGGGCUUAGACUUCUAGAUUCUGCUCGAGAAGGCUCACUUAUUUUCCGUCGGGUAUUCAAUUGCGUUCUUGACAGUUCAACUCGGGAACUUUUCCGAAACAGUCUUCAAAACCAAUUGAACAAAACUUUUUAUGGCUCCUUCUCAGUGCCGUCAGAAAGAGAUGGGGAGAAUACGUGGAAUGGAGGAGAAUCAAAUGUUUGGAUAUAUUCGUCCGGUGUCGAUGUCUAUUUUCGAUCGAUGGGAAUAGAUCUUAACGUGACAGAGGAGCUUGUCGAAUUAGGGAUAACUCCGAGGAUUUCUCAGUACACUCGUUUUGCUACACAACGUACACCUCUGUAUGGUUCUGCUGCAUGUUAUGGUGAUGUGUUCACGGAACAACAACAAUACGACCAGCAAGAGGGCAAUCCAACGAACCUCUCAGACAUGGUGCAUCAGUAUCCAACCGAUCUUGACAACAGUGCUCGAGCCCAGUGCCGAAGUCCUCUCAAUAUCACCAGAGACCGUGGGGAGCGUUCUGUAUCUAUCAGCGUUCCGAGGCUGAUAAGCGAGAUUGUGGUGCAUGGUGCACGGUGCUACUACGAGGGUCCCGCUUUCAACAAGAAUAUCCUAAGCAUUGCCCUUGAGAAGUCUCUGGUCUUGGGCUAAUGAGUUGAUGUUAUCCAUCGUUAGCAGUUGCUGUUGAAGGAAUAUUAUAGAUUAUUGGAAUGCAUCCGCGCUGAUGCCCUUCA